CUGAGACUCUUGACCCGCCGUGGCCGCCCACAGCCCCUGACCCGCCGUGGCUGCCCACAGCCCCUGACCUGCCGUGGCCAUCCCUGGCUCCAGACCCGCCACGGCUGAGAAGAUGGCGCCAUGGCGCCCACGGUUUCAGACCCGCCAUGACGGCCGAGGACCUAGUACCGCCCUGGAGACCUCCGAACCCGCCUGCACCCCCCGCACCUGCCUGUAGGUCUCCAGGGCGCCCACCCCCCCUCCCCGCUGGUUCAUCUGAGGUGUGAGGACACGCCUUCCGGGGAGGGGGAGGUAAUGUUACAUCCAUGCCUUCCCGGACUCCAGUUCCCAGCAUCCUCCUGUUCCGCGCACCUGUCUUCACUCCCAUCAUCAGUCUUCCCGCCAUCUCCCCGUAUUCCCUGCACCUGUUGUUCCUCAUCAGCAUUCCCUUUAAGUUGGACACUUUCCCUGCACUCCUGGUCUGUUCUAUUGUUUGCUACACCGUGUAUGUUGUUCGUGUUCUCUGGUAUUGUUAAUAAAACGUUUGUAUUGUGGAUCUCCGUACUCGCCUCAUCUCUUCAGGAUACAUCCGGUAACAGAAGAACAGACCUAAAACCCCUGGAGAUCCACAACUCAGGAUGGGAUUAUUUCUCAUGUCAGAGAUUCCUACUCCUCCCGUAUCUCACCCGCCAGCUUCUGCUGCGGAUCGCCUCGUUGGGCUCCUGCAGGAGGGACGUUCACUGGAGAGGUAUGUGGAGGAGUUUGUUGAGUUGGCUUAUGUGACGAAUUGGCCAGAUGCUUGUUUAAACGCCCUUUUUCUGGAGGGGCUGGACGAGAGCACGAUCCGUUUUGAUGAACCUGCCGAUCAUUUAUCCUUAGUCGAUACCAUUAAUUUGAUUUUGUAUUUAAAUGGUUCUAAGUUUGUUAUCGAAGAGGUUCCGGAUAUAGCGUGCAUUUCUCGUUCAAUUCCUCCAGAAACACGGGCGGCCUGGCCAGUUCGUUGGCCUCCAUCUUCCUCCGCAUGCCCCUCCAGUGAGCUUUUCCUCUGUGUCCUGCUGGACCCACAACCCUCUGCUGGGUCCAGACGACCAAAGAGAAGGAGGAGGAAGACCAAGCCGGCCAAGUUCCCUGAGUUUUCUGCCUCCAUGCAACCCAAGUUCCCUGAGUUUUCUGCCCCUGUGCAGCCCAAAUUUCCUGAAUUUUCUGCUUCUGAGCAGCCCAAGUUUCCUGAGUUUUCUGCCUCCGAGCAGCCCAAGUUCCCUGAGUUUUCUGCCCCCGUGCAGCCCAAGUUUCCUGAGUUUUCUGCCUCCGAGCAGCCCAAGUUCCCUGAGUUUUCUGCCCCCGUGCAGCCCAAGUUUCCUGAGUUUUCAGCCUCCGAGCAGCCCAAGUUCCCUGAGUUGUCUGUCUCCGAGCAGCCCAAGUUCCCUGAGUUGUCUGUCUCCGAGCAGCCCAAGUUCCCUGAGUUUUCUGCCUCCGUGCAGCCCAAGUUCCCUGAGUUUCCUGCUGUUGAGCCAGCUCCAGUUCCAGUGGGGCUUUUAAUUGAAUUUGAGGGGAUGAACUGGACCCCAUUUCCAGGCCCUGCUCCAGCCCUCGCCGAGCCCGCUCCCAGCUCUGCCGAGCCCGCUCCAAGCACCGCCGAGCCCGCUCCAGCCUGUCACGAGCCCGCUCCCAGCUCUGCCGAGCCCGCUCCAAGCACCGCCGAGCCCGCUCCAGCCUGUCACGAGCCCGCUCCGGCUCCAGCCGCCGCCGCUGAGCCGCUCCGGCUCCAGCCGCCGCCGCCGAGCCCGCGCCAACCGCCGCUGAACCCACUCCAGUAGCCCACGAGCCCUUUGAACCCCUGAGUCUUCCAAAGAAUUGUAUUGUGGAUCUCCAUACUCGCCUCAUCCCUUCAGCAUACAUCCGGUGUUGAAGGUGAAGCAGAUGAUCUGGAGCAGUUGAGGAUUGUGCUGAUCGGGAGGACAGGAAGUGGGAAGAGUGCCACAGGAAACAGUAUUCUGGGAAGAGAUGAGUUUGUGAGUCAG
Molecule: messenger RNA, 2000 nt
Organism: Ctenopharyngodon idella (grass carp)
Lineage: Eukaryota; Metazoa; Chordata; Actinopteri; Cypriniformes; Xenocyprididae
Exons: 2
Coding region: 618-1796 (392 amino acids)
Source: RefSeq, a predicted model, not a curated record